GGCCGGUCGGACUCGGGAGCUGGUUUGGGGAGAGGGGGUAGGUGGCGCGUGGUGCUGGUCCCCUUCCCGACCAGCCAUGGCCACGGAGCGGGAGCCGGGCACGGCCAGCGAGGGCUUCAAGUUCUCAGCAGAUGUCAAACCGUUUGUCCCAAAAUACACGACAGUAACUGUGGCAUGGUCAGAACCGUCGGAAGCGUGUGUCUUUCCUACUACAUACUACCCACGUGUUCAGGAACCGUCUGUGGAUAAAUCUGUUGAAUUUGCGGAAGCUGUAUUUAAGGCUUCCUUUAGCCAGCCACAAAUAUGUGCGGAAGAUGUGUCCUGGGAUGGCGCUUCAUCUCUUUCUCAAUAUAUAUCUGGUAGCGUUAUGGGAUAUACUCCACUUGGUGAAUACUCUAGCUCGCCUUCUUCGUCUGAUGCUGCACCAAAUAUGUACUCACUAGCCAGCGCACGGUAUAAUUAUAACAACUCUCAACACUACAGUCAUUCCAGGAUAGUUAAUGAAUGUGGCGAACAAAUUUGUCCAGUCAAACAAGAGACUAGAAAGACUCCUAAAAGGAGAUCAAAAGGUGAUGAGCAGAAAUUGGACAAUAAAAGGCUUGAUGGAAGUGACUCAUCAGACAGAACAGCAAAUAGAAGUUCACUUCAUACUUCUGUGUAUGGCAGAGAUGCUUUGAAACUAGACAGGUCUAAUAAAGCCAUGAACAGGAAAUCAAAACCGAUUCCAAAAAACGAGUCUCUUCCAAAACCUGCUUUUGAAGUUACCCUUUCGGAUUUCCCUAAGUUGCAGACUCUGGGAAGCAAUGAUGUAGUGGACCUACAAAAACAUAAAUGGGGGCCAUUAUGCUCAACUGAAGGCAAUACUGCACUCUUGAGACAACCAGUGAGAACACAGACUUCUGCUUUGGUGACCACAGAGGAUGAAGCUUCAGUGGAAAACAAAGCUGAAUCAAAAACUUAUACAGAAGCAGGUUCAGUUUCCUCUUCAUUUGAUACUAGAGCAGCACUUCCUCCAACAUCUGCACCUUACUCCACUCAGUCACAUUUAUCUUGGGCCACCAUACUAUCGCAGGCUCCAAAGAGAGUUGUUUCCUCACCAGCCUCUGAACUUAUUUCCAGUAACCAUUCUUGCAGCAAAGAAAAACAAGAUGUUCAGGCAAAUAGUAAGUCAAAAACAAGAAAUGAUGCUAGUGAAACUGAGCCUGAAGAAGUAUCAGAAAAGAAGAAGAAAAAAAAGAAAAAGAAACCUAAAUCAAAUCCUGAAGAGGAAAAACCUCAAAAUGAAAGCUUUAUAGUACAGGAACCACCAAGGAUUGAGGAUGCUGAAGAGUUUCCUGACCUGGCAGCUGCUUCUGACCGAAAAAACAGGGCGGGGACUCAGAAAUCAUCCUAUGCUCCUCCUGUUAGCAGAAGGCAGCCUGAAGUACAUGUAACCAAAGAGUCCUGUGACAGUCAUUAUCGAAAUGAUGCAUCAAACUUGGGAGCUGUUGUAACACCAGGGAAACAUGCUUCAUCUGCUAUGUUGGAAAGAAAAAAACCUCAGGAAGCUUCUAAGAGCAGUGGAAAGAAGAGUCAGAUUCCAGUGAAGUUGGAUUUGGGAGGCAUGCUGGCUGUAUUGGAGCAGAAGCAACAUGCAGAGAAAUCAAAACAGUCCUCAAAACCUGUGGUGCUUUCAGUUGGCGGUGCCAUACCAUUGCUUUCAAAAGAACCUACAACAGUAACAAAAAAUCAACAAUUAAAUCAAGGGAAGACACCACAUAAUCCACUGGACUCCAGUGCUCCUUUGGUAAAGAAAGGAAAGCAGAGAGAAGUCCCCAAAGCAAAGAAACCAACAUCUCUUAAAAAGAUUAUUUUGAAAGAGAGAGAACAGCGAAAACAGCACCUGUUAGAACAGACAACGAUUCCAAAAGAUGAUGGAGAUACUGUUCAUCAGUGUGAAGAAUCCACAACUGAAGAUCAGACACUUACUCAGGAUACCAAAACAGACAUAGCAGAAGAUGUUCCCAUAACCUCAGUUUCUGUGGCUCAGAGCAGUUCAGAAGUGUUCCUGGAAUGUGAAGACCUCAAGGAUUCUACGGAAAGUUCCUCCAGUCUAACACAACUAAACUCCAGCCUUCCAAAAAUUCAUAGCAGGAGAUUUAGAGAUUACUGUAGCCAGGUACUUAGUAAAGAAGUUGAUAGUUGUGUGACAGAUCUUCUAAAAGAACUGGUUCGUUUCCAAGAUCGCUUGUAUCAGAAAGACCCAGUGAAGGCCAAGACAAAACGCAGACUUGUUAUGGGGCUCAGAGAAGUUUUGAAACACCUGAAGUUGAAAAAAUUGAAAUGUGUCAUCAUCUCUCCAAACUGUGAAAAGAUUCAGUCAAAGGGUGGGUUGGAUGAGACUCUACAUACCAUUAUUGACUGUGCCUGUGAACAGAAUAUCCCAUUUGUCUUUGCUCUCAAUCGCAAAGCUCUAGGACGUUGUGUGAACAAAGCAGUGCCUGUCAGUGUGGUGGGAAUUUUCAGUUAUGAUGGUGCUCAGGACCACUUUCACAAAAUGGUAGAACUGACAAUGGAAGCCAGGCAUGCAUACAAAGAUAUGGUGGCAGCUUUAGAGGAAGAGGCAGCUGAAGGGGGAGGAAGUGAAAAACACAGCACAAUCUUAACCACUCAAUAUGGAGAGAAGAGCUUGUCUGAGACCGGUAAAACGCCCCAUGUGGAAUCUGAUGAGGAUGUACCAAAUUACAUCAAAAUCUGGAAGAGAAAGCUUGAGGAGGAGUAUAACCCUUAUGCCUUGGAAUUAGAAAAGAUUGCAACUACUGAAAUGCUGACCUUGAAUUUAGAAGAGCCUCAGUAAAGCUGGAUCAUAUUUUAUUGGGCCUUAUUACUUUUUACAUAGAUAUGUAAAUACUGAAUUAUCUAAAAUCAGUGGUCCAUCUAAGCUGCGAGGUGUAGCAAAUAAAGUGUAAUCUAGGAAACGUCUAAAGUUGGCUAAGACGACUAUUCUGAUCUCACUUAAAAUGCACACUGGAAUGCAUGAAACAUUGGCUGAUUCUUACAGGUUUCUGUGUACUUGACUGAUUGCUAAAGCUGCUGCUGCUUCAUUCUUUGUAUUAGAGAAUUAAUUUGAAGGGAGGGGAAACUGUUUUAACCCAGGACCACUUGUGUAUUAAAACAAGCCCAUUCCUUCCUUGUUUUUAAGGGUUUUACUGCUGGUGUCUGGUGCCACAAGUAGAGCUAGCCAGAAAACAAAACCUCAACAUUUGUUUGAGACACAAAUUCUGAAAACCUUCAUUUUGGGAGAAUAUUUCAUCUUGCUGGUCGUCUGCCUGGAAGGCUCUUGUUAAUUUCACUUUUUCUCUGCAGGCAGAAAGUGAGAUCGACAAGAACCUUCCAGGUGGGAGCAGUCACUUUCAUUUUCCCAAGGGAAAAUUGAAAUUUUCUUGGAAAAACUGGAAACUUUCUGCUGGAAUGAUUUUC
Molecule: messenger RNA, 3459 nt
Organism: Emys orbicularis (European pond turtle)
Lineage: Eukaryota; Metazoa; Chordata; Testudines; Emydidae
Gene: SECISBP2
Product: SECIS binding protein 2
Exons: 19
Coding region: 77-2836 (919 amino acids)
Biological process (GO): selenocysteine incorporation
Cellular component (GO): ribonucleoprotein complex
Molecular function (GO): ribonucleoprotein complex binding; mRNA 3'-UTR binding; selenocysteine insertion sequence binding
Source: RefSeq, a predicted model, not a curated record